Molecule: messenger RNA, 4010 nt
Organism: Dama dama (fallow deer)
Lineage: Eukaryota; Metazoa; Chordata; Mammalia; Artiodactyla; Cervidae
Gene: PDE9A
Product: phosphodiesterase 9A
Exons: 18
Coding region: 2734-3963 (409 amino acids)
Biological process (GO): cGMP catabolic process
Molecular function (GO): 3',5'-cyclic-GMP phosphodiesterase activity
Source: RefSeq, a predicted model, not a curated record
GAACACCACCAUUUCCCUCCUGACCACGGAUGAUGCCAUGGUCUCCAUCGACCCCACCAUGCCUGCCAAUUCAGAACGAACUCCCUACAAAGUGAGACCCGUGGCCAUCAAGCAACUCUCUGAUUGGAGAGUUCCUGAUGAUGGAUCCUCAGUUUCCCUGACUAUUCUUCUUCAAACUGCUAUAAGCCCACCCAUGAUUUUUUAACUUCACAUAUAUUUUUAAAUUCAACAAUGUCAUAUUCUUGUUUGGAGACUUUCCUCUUAAGAUCCCCUGUCUGUUUACCACUUACUAGCAUCAUUUUCUUAGUUUUUGGAUGUAUUGCCUGCUCAGCCACUCAGUCCUGUCUGACACUUUGUGACCCCAUGGACUGUAGCCCACCAGAGUCCUCUGUCCAUGGAAUUUUUCAGGCAAGAAUAUUGGAGCUCAUUUCCAUUUUCUUCUCCUGGGGAUCUUCCCAACCCAGGGAUCAAACCCCUGCCUCCCAUGUUGGCAGGCAAAUUCUUUACCACUGAGCCCCCUAGUUGGCCAAAAAGUUCUUCUGGGUUUUCCCAUAAGAUGUUAUGGAAAAACUUCAGUGAACUUUUUGACUAACCCAAUACUUAUAAUUGCCACAUGAAAAGCAAUUAUAAGUACAUGCUCAUUUCAACCUCCGUGUCAUCUGGGGUUUUUCAUUUUUAAUUUACCUUGUGCAGCUGCUACGAUUAUGCAACUGAUGGAGGAGAAUCUUUGGUUCUGCUCAGUUUCUGAUAGAGUUUUGCAAGAGUCCUCCUGUCAGAUGAGGCCUCCAUCAUCCAUCACCUUCUUCGAUCAGAGUUGACCCUGAGAGAAUUCUUCCUGACACUCAUCUUCUGGGGUCAUUUCACACACCGUCAAAGCCCAGAUACAGUGGACCAGGAUGGACUCUCUUUGGCUUCACCGUAAUUCUACUUUCCCACAGAGUGUCCUAUCACCAAGACAUAUGAGGUUAUCACGUAAUGGACAAAGUCCCGCCAGCGUGUACCAUCAAUCAGCCACUAGUUCUCAGCUUCAGAUUCUUCUGAGGGUGUCCUUCUCCCUCAAAAGUCCACCCGCCUCAUCACACCAUGGCGGCGGAGGGCGGGGGUCUGUUCUCAGAGAGGAGGCCAGUAUGCAGAAUGUCUUUGCCCUCAUGGGUCAGCGAGACAAUGCCCAUCUUCUUUUUUUUUUAUACUGAUGCCUUUUAAUUUUUAUUAUUAAUUUUUUUAUUGGAGUAUAGUUGCUUUACAAUGUUGUGUUAGUUUCUGCUGUAUAUCAAAGUGAAUCAGUCACAUGUACACAUAUAUCCCCCUUUUUUGGAUUUCCUUCCUAUUUAGGUCACCGAAGAGCAUUGAGUAAAGUUCCUUGUGCUCUGCAGUGGGUUCUCGUUAGUUAUCUGUUUUCUACAUAGUAGUCUAUAUCUGUCAAUCUCGGUCUCCCAUUUCAUCCCACCCCACCUUCCCCCCUCGAUGCAUUGCAAAUAAGUUCAUCUGUACCAUUUUUAUAGAUUCCACACAUAUGCAUUAAUAUGCAAUAUUUGUUUUUCUCUUUUUGGAUUUUUUAAAAUGAAACAGAUGAACAUUUUUAAUGAUAAAAAGGUACAAUUCACAAAGAAGAUAGACAUCAUAAACCGUUAGACACCUAACAACAGAGAAACAAAGAAACAUAAAGCAAAAAUCAGAAGAAAUAUAAGGGAAAAGAAAAAGAUCUAUAAUCACAGGAGACACUGCCUGUCUUUGCAGCCCCCAUGGGAACAUGCCUGGGGUGCAGCAGGGGGUCUGGCUGAGUCACACCGUGGCUUUCUCGCUGCAUCAGCAGCCGCUUCAGGCUCUUAGGAGCCUUACACGAUCAGCAUGUACAAACCAUUCAGAACAGUGCCUGGAAUCUAGGAAGUGCUCCAUAAAGACUGCCGUGGUUGUUGCAAUCGUGAAACAAUAAAGUUGCAUUGCUGUCUGUCCCAGGAGCUACUCCCUCUGAGACAUUUUUCUCAAAACCGGAGUCUAAAGGGAGAGGAGAGCAGAGGGAGGAAUUGUGCCCAGACAUCUGAGGUCAGACUCAGCCAUGCAGAGCUCAAAUCCCAGCUCCAGAACAGAAGGGGACACAGUCCAGUUCCUGCCGCCGAGGGCUGGUGGGUCUGCAACGAGCCUGCAAGGGCUCAGCCAAGACAGCUACAGAGGAGACACUCUCCCCACAUCAGAUAUGGUUGCCAGGGCCCCAGGGUCCCCUUCACUUUCUUUGUCUCAUCAGAAUGGCUAACAGGAAGUGAAAGCAUCUAGUCAAAGCCACACUGAGCAUCUCCUGAAACAUCCCUUUGGCCGCCGAUAGCCGAGGGUGAUUUCUUGGCAGGACAGACCGUGGAAACGGUGCUUGUCCCUUUAAGGAGCGAGGCCAGGUCAUUGUUCAUCAUCCCACUUUAUUGUGCUCCUGGGCUGUAAAGGAAGCGUCCUCCUUCUGCUCUUUGUUUUAUGACCUCCAUAAACAGUGAAUUGCCAUGACUGUGCCCGGGGCUAGAAUGGCCUCGCUGGCUGGAGGGGCCAGGAGAGCAAAACUGGAGCAGAGAGAAAGAAGAACUGAUCCAGAACGUGCUGACCCAGGUGGCGGAGCAGUUCUCAAGAGCUUUUAAAAUCAACGAGCUGAAAGCUGAAGUUGCAAAUCACUUGGCAGUGCUGGAGAAGCGCGUCGAAUUGGAAGGACUAAAAGUGGUGGAGAUUGAGAAAUGCAAGAGUGACAUUAAAAAGAUGAGGGAGGAGCUGGCAGCCAGAAGCAACAGGACCAGCUGUCCCUGCAAGUAUAGUUUUUUGGAUAAUAACAAGAAGUUGACGCCUAGACGCGAUGUCCCCUCUUACCCCAAGUACCUACUGUCCCCUGAGACCAUAGACGCCCUGCGGAAGCCCACCUUCGAUGUCUGGCUCUGGGAGCCCAAUGAGAUGCUGAGCUGCCUGGAGCACAUGUACCAUGACCUGGGCCUGGUCAGGGACUUCAGCAUCAACCCCAUCACGCUCAAGAGGUGGCUGCUGUGCGUGCACGACAACUACCGGAACAACCCUUUCCACAACUUCCGGCACUGCUUCUGCGUCGCCCAGAUGAUGUACAGCAUGAUCUGGUUCUGCGGGCUGCAGGAAAAGUUUUCGCAAAUGGACAUCCUGGUCCUAAUGACUGCGGCCAUCUGCCAUGACUUGGAUCAUCCAGGCUACAACAACACGUACCAGAUCAACGCCCGCACAGAGCUGGCUGUCCGCUACAACGACAUCUCGCCCCUGGAGAACCACCACUGCGCCGUGGCCUUCCAGAUCCUCAACCAGCCCGAGUGCAACAUCUUCUCCAAUGUGUCACCGGAGGGCUUCAAGCAAAUCAGGCAGGGAAUGAUCACGUUAAUCUUGGCCACUGACAUGGCGAGGCAUGCGGAAAUCAUGGACUCUUUCAAAGAGAAAAUGGAGAAUUUUGACUACAGCAACAAGGAGCAUGUGACCCUUCUGAAGAUGAUACUGAUCAAAUGCUGUGACAUCUCCAACGAGGUCCGCCCCAUGGAGGUGGCAGAACCGUGGGUGGACUGUUUGUUGGAGGAAUAUUUCAUGCAGAGUGACCGCGAGAAGUCAGAGGGCCUCCCCGUGGCCCCAUUCAUGGACCGGGACAAAGUGACCAAAGCCACAGCCCAAAUCGGCUUCAUCAAGUUCGUCCUGAUCCCGAUGUUUGAGACGGUGACCAAGCUCUUCCCCGUGGUUGAGGAGCUCAUGCUGCAGCCGCUCUGGGAGUCCCGAGAUCGCUACGAGGAGCUGAAGCAGAUGGACGAUGCCGUUAGGGAGCAGAAGGCUGAGAGCCUGACGUCUGGGAGCGCCACGUCGAGAGAGAAAAGCAGAGACCUCGGGAAACAGAGUGAAGCUGUUCAACGACCAGAGAAUUCUGAUACAGAAAAAUUGCUCACUGUGUGUGAUGCCAUGACAUUUGUGAUGUUGCCAGAGCAUUUUUGAUCCCACCAACACAAACCAGCAUCUUUUCCCUUUUCCAAGCAGACUGU